GUAUAAAAAAAUUAAUGUUGAUAAUUUUAAAUUGGCUUGCAGUUGGUGGGAGGAAUCAAAUAUAAACUUUGGCGCCAAGCCAUCAACCGUUGACUCAACGGCCAAACUUGGGGCGGAGGCAACGCCAUGGAUUUCGCAGUCGAAGCUCUUCUUUUAAUGUAGAUCGGCACGACCUUUCACAUAUGGUCUUCUCCCACCGCGAGCCUCGAUGGCCGCACCCAUCCUUUCUUCCCUGUCUCGGUCGAUCCAUGAGUUGGAGACCGCAAUCUGUACCUCCUCCCAUCCAUGGACCCGCGUCCGGGAGGACCUGAACCGGCUCGAGAGCACGCUGCGGCGCGUUCAGGCGGUCGUUGACCAGGCGGAGGAGAGGCAGUGGCGAGACGAGCGCGUGAGGAGCUGGCUAGCGGAGCUCCAGGGCGUCGCCUGUGAUGCUGAGGACGUGCUCGACGAGCUCGAUUUCGAGCUGUCGCGGCCACCACGAAGCUCUCCCGCCUCCGGGGAAGAAGCAGAGGUACACAGCUCAGUCACCUCCCUGUCAUGCGAAAUCGAAAAGAUACGGGGUCGGUUCGGUGAGACAUUAGAACAAACAGAUGGCCUUCGGCUGAAGGCAACCGAGAGGACAUGGCCACGAUGUGGUGAGUUCGUCGUGAAACAAACCGAGGUGUUCGGUCGAGAGGAAGACAAGAAGAAGGUGACCGAGUUGGUGCUGUCCGAAACGCCAGAGAACCCCCCCGUCAUCGCCAUCGUUGGAUCACCUGGAGCAGGGAAAACCACCCUUCUCCAGCUCGUGUGCAACGACCCGGGGGUUCGCGAGCACUUCCCCCGUCGGGGAUGGGUUCGCAUGUCGAAGGAUUUCGACGCGACGACGCUGAGAAGAGAGAUCAUGGAGGCCAUCACGUUGAGGGAUUGGAGGGUCGAGUUCUCAGGAAAGGGGCACUGGAUCUACUCACAACCGAACUAUCUCGACCGCUGCAUCAAACGCGAGUUGGAGGAAGAAAGAUUCUUGCUUGUCUUGGAUGAUUUCUGUGACGAGAAUCUCCAUCUCUGGGCGACCGUGAACCUGCAACUGAGCCUCGGACAUGGAGGAAGCAAGAUCAUACUGGCCACAAGCAGUGAAAGAGUCACUGCUGUCACCGAGAACAUGCCUCUCUAUCAUCUCAGUAGCUUACCAGAGGAAAACAGUUGGAGAUUGUUCCAAACUCUUGCAUUUGGAUCCCGAACUGGUCAUCCAGAGGCCAAUUUGGUUAGAAUCGGCAAAGAGAUCGUCGAAAAGUGCAAGGGCUCGCCAUUGUCUGUAAAAAUGCUUGCUGCUCUUCUGCAAUCCGAAACUAAAGCAGAGAUAUGGAGUCGUGUCUCAAAGAGCAACCUUUGGAAUGAUGCAGAUGAGGAAGAGAACCACAAUUUGCCUGCUCUGAGGAUAAGCUACCACAACCUGCCACCACAUUUGCAGUCAUGCGUCGCAUUCUGCUCUGUGUUUCCGAAAGAUUUCCUGUUCACGAAAGACCGAAUCGUUCGUUUAUGGAUGGCUCAAGGAUUUGUUCAUCCUCGAGAAGGGAAGCUAUCGGAAGAGAUCGGCUCGGAGUACUUCGAUGAAUUGCUAAGCAGGUCAUUCUUUCUGGCCUCGCAUGUUGCUGAUCAAACCUUUGUGGUGCAUCAUCUCAUUCAUGACUUGGCAGAGUUCGUGUUGGGCGAACAGUGUUGCAGGGAGAAGAACAUGAAGGUUUGCUCUGUUUCUAAGGAGGCCCGGCAUCUGUGUUUGGUCGCCGUGGAUUCCCUCGCGGAUGUGAAUUUGGAGCUGGAAAGUGAAGCUAAUUCACUGCGCACAAUUCUGCUUGUGAUCAAGUCAGUCAAUUCGGCAUUCAAGAGCAACUGGUGGUACCAUUACAAUGACGAUAUAGCUCAUCUAUCCUUCUCAGAUAACUUGUUCCGAUAUCUGAAAUGCCUGAGAGCUUUAGAUUUGAGCGACACAGAUAUCGACCAUCUGCCGGAUUCAGUUGGCAACAUGAAGCUCCUGCGUUUUCUCGGACUCAGCAACACUAGAAUUCGAUGGUUGCCGGAGGAGUUGGGCAAGCUUCACAAUCUGCAGACGUUGGAGCUGCGAAGUUGUGGUGGUCUGACGGCACUUCCGAAGAGCAUUGGGUAUCUGACAAACCUCCGUCACGUUGAUCUGCUAAAUGCCUGCGAUCAUGUUCAUCUGCAUCAUGGUAUCGGGAGGCUUGUCGGUCUGCAAACCUUAUCGAUAGUUUACAUCGGGAAGGAGUCGGAACACUACGUGAUAAGAGAGCUGGGGAGGUUGGUGAACCUGAGAGGAGAGCUUCGAAUCAUUGGCCUCCAUAACGUUGAUGAUGUUGAUGAUGCCAAGGCGGCCGGAUUGAUGCACAAAGAACAGAUAGAGAAGUUGACUCUCCGGUGGUGCGAUCCCAAUGACGACUGCUACCAUCGUGGCGUGGCACCGAGGUCUACAGGAUUCAGAUGCAUGAACUGUCGCAUCGAAGAAGCAGUCAGCCAUGAUGAAGCAGGUGAAGAAGAUGAAGCACAACAAUGCAUGGGGGUGGCGGUGGUGGUGGAAGAUGAGGAAGAAGAAGAUGACAUGUGGAUUGACAGAAUCGAUAUCGAUGUAGAAUGCAAGCCUGACAAGCCGAAGAGAACAAGGGAGGAGAUGAUACAGUGCCAGAGGAAGAUCCAGGAAUCACAGGAAGCCAUGCUCGAAAGCCUUCGUCCUCAUGGCGACCUCAAAGAAUUGGUGAUUCAGCAUUACUACGGCAGCAAACUAUCAAGCACCUGGAUGGGCGAUCCCGUCUUCUCCAAACUAGCGUCCAUUACGCUGGACGACUGCCGCAAAUGUGAGAUCCUCCCACCACUCGGGCAGCUGCCAUCGCUCAAGCACCUGCUGAUAAGAUACUUCCCCAGCAUCAAGCGCGUCGGCCGCGAGUUCUGCGGCGGCGACGGCGGCGGGGCCGGGGACUCGAAGGCAUUCCCGGCCUUGGAGACGCUUGAAUUCGACGGCAUGUACGAGUGGGAAGAGUGGUGUGGAGUGGAGGAUGGUGACUUCCCCUGCCUUCGUCGACUGCUGUUCUGUGGCUGUAUGAAACUGAAGAGCUUCCCUGAUGCAGUGAGCAGACAUGGCAUUCCGUGAUCAAACGAAGGAGCGAGAGACCAAAGCUCUUCGUUCAAAGUCAACCACUGCCGAUUCAAACUGCAGUGGAUGACAAGUUAUCGUCAUCCUCACGCAAUUAGAACGUCAGCCAGAAUCCUGCAGCUGUCAUUCACAACUUAAGACUGCAUACCGGCGAUCAAAGCGUUGGAUCGAGUCAAUAACCAUUAAUGAGUAUUGUCUGCCGUCAAACCCACACACCGUUUUGUGGCCCGUGGUUUGGUGGUCAAGAAUAUGG
Messenger RNA from Musa acuminata subsp. malaccensis (wild Malaysian banana), 3392 nucleotides. Its product is annotated as putative disease resistance protein At3g14460. Gene Ontology annotation, biological process: defense response to other organism. The record is from RefSeq and is a predicted model, not a curated record. NCBI's taxonomy places the organism in Eukaryota, Viridiplantae, Streptophyta, Magnoliopsida, Zingiberales, Musaceae. Gene Ontology annotation, molecular function: ADP binding.